Rhopalosiphum maidis (corn leaf aphid) is the source of this 4831-nucleotide messenger RNA. RefSeq names its product FH1/FH2 domain-containing protein 3 (gene Fhos). The record is from RefSeq and is a predicted model, not a curated record. NCBI's taxonomy places the organism in Eukaryota, Metazoa, Arthropoda, Insecta, Hemiptera, Aphididae. The coding region runs from base 44 to 4405 and encodes 1453 amino acids. Gene Ontology annotation, biological process: actin filament network formation; cortical actin cytoskeleton organization. Gene Ontology annotation, cellular component: cytoplasm; cytoskeleton. Gene Ontology annotation, molecular function: actin filament binding. The transcript has 20 exons.
UAAUUCUACAUCAAGUAAAGGUCAUUCAUAUGGAAUCAGAAAAAUGGAUUCAUCUGAUAGAAAUCUAUGGUUACAAGAAUCAGUCCAAGAAGAUUUAAUAAAUGAAAAACCAAAAUCAUGUGCUAACAGUAUUUCAAAUGACGAUUGUAUCAAUAGUAAUAGUCAAUCAAGCGUAAGUCCUACGUUCAAUAUUAUAAGAGCGGAAUCAAAUAUUAACGGUCAAUGUUUGAACGAUAUUGAAACUCAAGACCCUAUAUUAUACAUUGAUAGUGUUUCAAAUUCAGAUACACGUACCAGUAAUUUUCUAUCAACUAAAAAUCAAGCGUAUAGUGUAAGAAAAAUGGAUUCAUUUGAUACGCCAUGGUGGUUAACAGAAGAAAAAAAUGCAUGUACAAGUGAUGAAUCAAAAUUAAGCUCAAAUAUAAUAGAACUUAGAAAAAGUGACCAUUCUCAAACGAAAAGUCCAGAAAUGACGGUAUCAUAUGGAGUUAGAAAAAUGGAUUCAUUUGAUAGCCCAUGGUGGCUAUCUGGAGAUGAGGCUAAACAAGUAAAUUCAUCAAGCGAUACUUCAAUUAAAAACCAAAGUAUUGAAGACAAUUCCAAUGAAUUAUUUCCAUUUAAUUCUGAAAAUGAUGUAAAUAUUAAUUCACGUGAAAAUCAGUGGUGGUUGGAAAAUAGUCUUGAUUCUCAGUUAGAAACCGAUUUGCCUAACUUAAAUGAUAAUAUAAGUGAUAAUCAUUAUUCUACGUCAAUAAAGGAAACGGAUUCAAUUGAUUGGUGGAAAGAAGAUAAAAAAAAUACAGAUCAAAGAAGCACAAGUAUUUCAACUGAUUGGUCACGGGACGUUCCCGAACAAUUUGAUCAACAUAAAAGUACUCCAACAGAUGAUCCUAUUAAAAACAUAACUGGUGUUAGAAAAAUGGAUUCAUUUGAUAGUCCAUCUUGGUUAGCAAGUGAAGAAUCGGAAUCUCAAAGUAAUGAACCUAAACAAACAAGUAGUGGUGAUGCAGCUAAUUCAAGCUCAAAACAAAAAGAGGAAUUAGUUGAUAGUAGUCCUGAUUGGUGGGGAGAAAAAAAUGAAAGUGACGAUUUCGUCAGAACCAAGAGAACUUCUCUUCGAAUAAAGAAAAUUGAGAAUGUUGUAAAUGAAAUUGUAGAAAUACCUAUCAAUAAAAUUAAAAAAGAACCAAAUUUACAAGAUGAGUUGGAUCAGUUAAUGUUGUUUAUUGGAGGUUGUCGAAAUAUUGAUGAACUACUAGGAAAUGAAGAACCUCCACCUGCUGCACCAACAACACCACCAGAUACUGAUUCAGAUGAUUGUGUGGAAAUCAGACCUGACCAAGUACAUAUUCACGAUAGCACAGCUCAGAUGUCGACAAUACAAAAGAAACUUACUACGUUGGACGACGCCGCCCUGCAGCUGUACAAGGACGGCGAUUUCGGAUCUUACCUAGACAUGGAGGCGUCCAUUUCCGAACAACCGGAGGAAUUCGAAGGAUUUCAAAACGAUAAAAGAAACUCGAUUGUCUUGCGCACGCAGUUGUCAGUCAAAGUACACACUAUAAUCGACAAACUGAUGAACUCCGAAGGCAAAGAGCUCCGGAGGUGUUUGUUCGCGCUCAAGCACAUAUUUCAGGAGGAUAAGGAUUUGGUUCACGAGUUCAUACAGAACGACGGGCUGCGGUGUCUCAUCAAGCUGGGAUCGGACGUCGAUCAGAAUUAUCAAAACUACAUAUUAAGAGCUCUCGGACAAGUGAUGUUGUACGUUGACGGCAUGAACGGCGUCAUCGAGGAUAACCCGACCAUUCAGUGGCUGUACUCGUUGCUGACGUCCAGAUUCCGAUUGGUCGUCAAGACCGCGCUAAAGCUGUUGCUGGUCUUCAUCGAGUACGUCGAAUCCAACUGUUUGAUUUUCAUACAAGCCGUACUCGCGGUGCACCAAUCCAAUGGCACUCCAUUGUGGAGUAAUGUUAUGAAACUGCUCACCGAACCCGAUAUGGUCGACACUGAACUGUUGGUGUACGCGAUGACGUUAAUCAACAAGACAUUGAACGGUAUACCGGAUCAAGAUACGUAUUACGAUCAAGUCGAUUCUAUCGAGGAACAAGGAAUGGAACAAGUUAUACAGAAGUACAUGUCGAAGCCGGGAACUGAACUUGAUCUUCUCAGACAACUUCAGAUUUAUGAAGUUGUCCUGCAACACGAAGAUGGAGAUAACAAAUCUACUCCGAUCAGAGUAGACCAUUCAAUCAGAAAAACACUAAGAAAUAGAAAAUCAUUGAAUUCGUCAUUAGAUUCUGUAGAUAGGCGGAAAUCUAGAAGACAUUCAGCUGGUAACACGUGUGUUCAAAUGCCUUUACUUAUGGAAAGACUCGAUAUAAAUCCACCUUUACCAAAACCAAACAAAUUACCUCAUCCAGGUGAAAGUUCUGAAGGUCAAAAUGGAUUACAUCCGUUUAACCUAUCUUUCUGUAAUGGAGACUCGCAAGUUCAGAGAGAGAGCUCGGUAAAAGACUUAACACAAAAGUUGACAAACUUAAGAAGUCCAGAUGAGUCGCCUACCAAACUAGCUCCACCUCUUGAUGAUAUGAGAGGAAUAAUUUCAAAAGCAAUGGAAGGACUUGCCAAAUCUCAGUCAAAAAAUGAAGUAGUGAAGAGUCCGACCUCGGAGUCGGCUAUAGAUAUACUGUCGAGAAAAACUGAGACUGAUUUACAAUGGGAGAGAUUAGUAAGCGAAUGCGAUCGAUCUCUUCAAUUAUGUGACUUAGAUUUCUCUACUCUACACUCUGAUGACGAUUCUGAUGUUUUGGCGUCUUCUUCAUUACUCGGAGGUAUUCCUCCUCCUCCACCCCCUUGUCCUAUGCUACCACCCAUGCAACAGCAUGUUGCAAAGAAAACCAAAAAGACUGUUAAACUAUUUUGGAAGGAAGUUAGAGAUGACCCUAUCGCUAGAGUAAAAUUAAACUCUGAACGUUUGUUAUGGGAAGAAUUAAGUCCUGUUGACGUUGAUACUCAUAAACUUGAACAUUUAUUUGAAUCUCGAGCGAAAGAUUUUAUUACCAAGGAGAAACAACAAGAGAUUAAUAAAACAAAAGAAGUAAUCGUGUUGGACCCGAAACGAUCAAAUGCAAUUAAUAUAGGCAUGACAAAACUACCUCCACCGCGGUCCAUUAAAGCGGCCAUAUUGAAAAUGGAUCCGACAGUCAUAAAUCGAGAGGGAAUAGAGAAACUUAUGACUAUGCUGCCCAGUGAUGAAGAACGAAACAAAAUUCAAGAAGCUCAGUCUGCGUGUCCGGAUUUGCCUCUAGGCAGCGCUGAACAGUUCCUAUUAACACUAGCGUCAAUAUCUGAACUUCCAGCUAGGUUAAAACUGUGGUCUUUUAAAUUAGACUAUGAAAACGUAGAAAAAGAAAUCGCCGAACCACUUAUGGAUUUAAUGCAGGGAAUUGAAAUAUUGAAAACGAACCGUACAUUUAAAGCGAUAUUGGGCACGUUGCUGUCAGUAGGCAUAUUUUUAAACGGAGCUGAAGUCAAAGGAUUUCAAAUUGAAUACCUGGCUAAAGUACCAGAAGUUAAAGACACCGUACAUAAACAUUCUCUUCUCCACCAUUUGUGUCAUAUCGUUAUGGAUAAGUUUCCCGAUUCCACGGAUUUAUAUUCUGAGAUUGGUGCUAUUACACGUGCGUCAAGAGUAGAUUUCGGGGAAAUAGCUGCGACAUUAUCAAAAGUAGAACAAGAAUGCAGGGCGUCCUUCGACCAUUUAAAGACGAUCAGUAAACACGACGGGGCAACUGCUAUAAAAUCUAAAAUGUCAGAGUUUUUGGCCGACUGUGCUGAACGUAUUGUGGUGCUGGGUAAAGUCCACCGGCGCGUUAUGAACCGUUUCAAUAAAUUUUGUCUUUGGCUUGGAAUUCCUCUGCAUAAAGUCCAACUCACCAAGCCAAACGAGUUGUGCCGUAUCGUAUCUGAGUUUUCGCUGGAGUACCGUACCACCAGAGAGCGUGUCAUUCAACAACUGCACAAGAAGGCUAGCCAUCGGGAGCGGAAUAAGACGCGGGGAAAGAUGAUAACGGAAGUCGGAAAAAUCGAUAAACAAGACGCCGAUACUGAACUCAGACAAUUAUUGGACAAAGACUCUUCAAACAACAGGGUGUUCUCGUGGAGGAAUCAGUGUAGACAUUCCUUGGGAAAUACGAACGGUGUUCAUUUAAGCAACGACGACGAUGAACUGAUCGAGAGCCUAGUGAAAACAGUCACUGCCACGUCUGGGGCGAACACGAGAACCACGCAGAGGGAGCGUAAGAGAACUAAAGACGCUCAUAGAAAGUCACUGAUCAAAAGGUCUCGAACUAGGGAUAAUGUACCAAGGCAAAGUAGCAGUCAUUCUCGUAAUUCGAUGUCGUAGUUUUGUGAGGCGUACGUUACGGAACGGUCUGAGCGACGAAGACAAAAAACAUUUGGCAUCAUUCAUAAAGGGCUACUGAACUGUGAUAUCCAUGACGUCAAAUAUCAUACGACUGAUAAUAAUAUUUUAGACGUUUCUUGAUAUAAUUUUCCUAAUUCAUUUUAUUUUUACUUAUAUAUAUAUAUUUAAAACUCAACAAUUAUUAUCAAACUAUUCUUAUAUUUCCUAUGUUUUUUUUUUUUUUGAUCCUUCCUUUUAUGUAUAUUAUUAUUUAUAAUAUAAACAUACUUAAAACGGAAUGUGACAUAAUCCAACUGAAAUGACAGCAUUUAUCAAAUUGAGAAAAAUAAUGUUAGUUGUAUAUGCAUUUAUUGAAAUGUUUUGUAAUGUGUUACAAAAUGCGAAUAAACGUUGUUAAAAAAUCAA